GUUCCGGACGACCGACUUCCCAAUCCGCCUAUCCAGAAACAGGCUAUCCAAUAUGACAUUGGACCAGAAGGGAAACAAACAGUAAAAGCCUGUCCCACUGGCCGGAAACAGUAUGAUUGUGUCGAAGCGAUUUACGGAAGUCAUGGGGUGAUUCAAGAGGUCAAUGUCAUUAAUGUCAGAAUCACAACAAUGGAAGAUGGGGCUACGAAAACGAUAAGAGUCACCAAGACUAAUACUCCAGCCACAGUUACCCCAAGUGCAUUGGCUCACAAGAAGGCUGAAGAAACGGCGACAGGAACUAAUGCUGUCGUUUACACAUAUGCACACGGCACAGGAACGGGGACAGGAACAGCACACGGUUCACAACCAACCCAUCACGUCAAAGUUGGCAGAGAUGGAAAGAUCGCCUAUGAGCCGCCGUUCGUUAUGGCCAGUGCUGGUGAUAUCGUCCGAUUCACCUUCUUCCCUCGGAACCACUCUGUUACAUCUUGCUCUAGGGAUGACCCUUGUGUGAAGGAUGGAGUCUUUGAUUCAGGAUUCAAAGCUACUUUCAUCCAAAACUCUACAGCUUUCCUCGACUUCCCUGUUAGUGAUGAUAAGAAGCCAAUGUUCUUCUACAGCAAAACCAAGGGUGAGUGUAAGCAAGGCAUGGUAUUCGCCAUCAACCCUAAGAACGAAUCGGACUUCAAGAGCUUCCAGGAUAAGGCGAAGAACUUCGAUGAGAAUGAGGCCAGAAAAAAGCAUCAUCACCACAACUGGAACGGUACACACAGCGCGGAAUGGAACCGUACACACAACGGAACAGAUGGGAUGAAUAGAAUGAAUUGGACCCACAGCCUCGAAUGGAACCGAACACACAAUGGAACGAAUGGAACGAACAUCACAGCUUGGACCAUUCAUAUCGCUCCUCCCCCUGCUGCAACACCUAUCAAACUCCCUCGAUACUACUAGUCGGUAACAUCUUGCAAUAAUGCUUGGGGUACAGGCAUUUGAAUCCAAAAAAUUUUAGCUCCGAAG
Molecule: messenger RNA, 1017 nt
Organism: Amorphotheca resinae ATCC 22711
Lineage: Eukaryota; Fungi; Ascomycota; Leotiomycetes; Helotiales; Amorphothecaceae
Exons: 2
Coding region: 190-951 (253 amino acids)
Source: RefSeq, a predicted model, not a curated record